GAUAUACUUCAGAUAUUAUCGAAUCGACCAAUGCCGUCAAUGACCUUGGGUCAUGGCAACUUGCGACUAGACGGAGUGGAAAAUUUCGUAAUUGUAUCAAAGACAUCGCACCGUAGAAUCUUCGACUCCAGCUUUCCAAACAUUCACCUUCGCAAGAACAUAACGCAAGUCGCCUGUCGCGUUUUGAAAACAAAUAAGGUCCGAUCUCCAGUCGACAAGAAUCUGUCAAUUAUCGUGGAAAACCUCAGCUUCAGAGGCAACGAGAGAGUGGAAUUCAGAGCUCGCGCUAUCAAACAAGGCAUUUUCAACAUUACGGCGGACAAGAUUUUCGUUGGCGAUGCGCGGAGGAUGCCAAUCUCUGAGUCACCGGCCUUCUCUGCCAAUGUUCUUGGCAAAAGACUCUGCGCAUGCGUCAACACAGGCCGCCUGUUCACGGUGCCUGGAAACAAGCUCUGCACCAUCCAGCAAUCCCUCUGCAGUUGA
Molecule: messenger RNA, 483 nt
Organism: Soboliphyme baturini
Lineage: Eukaryota; Metazoa; Nematoda; Enoplea; Dioctophymatida; Soboliphymatidae
Source: the annotation of a GenBank genome assembly